CUUGAUACUCUAGUGUUCGAGGUGCACCAGGAGAUGGUAUUGCUGUGAUUGAAGGCAAGCCAUCCUAAACGCUCAAUGGGCCGCGAAUUGCACGCUCCCUCCUACCAGUGUCCUACUCGCGACCGCAUCACAUCCGCAUAAGGUCAAGAACUCAGGAGGCGCCUUCUCCCAUGCGAUGUAGUGGGUCGACUGCGACGCGCAUGUGAAGAUCAGGCGCAAUCUAGAAGACCGCACGGUCACAAGUACUCAAAGUUUCGACGCUAACCUAAGUAUAACGUGCAGUGUUGGGGAGGAGCUAUAAGCAGCUCUGGUUCAUCGUGGGAAGUGAGACAUCGACCUCGCACAACUCAACAACAUGAAACAACAGGACAAGAAGCGUAGGAUUGGUCUACCGGCCACAGCCAUCCAAGAGUCAUAUGACUGUGUCGUCAUUGGCAGCGGUUAUGGGGGUGGAAUCGCUGCAUCCCGAAUGUCGCGUGCGGGGAAACGCGUCGCGUUACUCGAGAAAGGUGAAGAGCGCUGGCCUGGCGAGUAUCCUACUUCGCUGGUCGCGUGUGCUCCCGAGCUCGCCAUCCAUAACCGGGACAGCAACACCAUUGGAAAGCGAAACGGUCUAUACCAAGUUCACCUGGGCAAGAACCAGAACGUGGUCGUUGCGAAUGGACUGGGGGGCACGAGUCUGCUGAAUGCGAAUGUAGCGCUGAGGGCGGAUAGGAGGACGUUGGCACUGGACGUGUGGCCCAAGGAGCUGAGGGAGAAUACGUCGGUUCUCGACGCGUAUUAUAAGAGAGCGGAGGAGAUGCUCGAGCCGGUUCCUUACCCCGAGGAUGCACCUGAACUCCCAAAGCUCAAGCUGCUGGAGCAGCAAGCCUCACUUCUUGGACCCGAAUACUCGCAUCGGUUCUAUCGUCCGCCCAUUACGGUGACUUUCGAGGAUCGUGUGAACGCGGCUGGGGUCAGCCAGCAGGCGUCGACCCUAACUGGCAAUGACACCACGGGCAUUAAUGAUGGUUCGAAGAACACGACUCUCGUCAACUACGUUUCAGAUGCUUGGAAUCACGGAUGCGAGAUUUUCUGUGAGACGGAGGCGCGUUAUAUCCUCUUCUCGGCUCCCUUGAAGAAAUGGGUGGUCUUCUAUAUCGCUUUAGCCUUUGGACGUGGGAGCUUCUCCUCAGAACUAAAUAGCGCCUUGCAGUUUGUUCUAUGCGAUCAAGUGUUCUUGGGUGCAGGGACGCUGGGCACGAACGAGAUCCUCUUGCGUAGUCAGUCGAUGGGGCUGCAGGUCAGUCCAAGAUUGGGCACGAACUUCAGUGGAAAUGGCGAUAUUCUUUCCUUCGGCUACAAUACCGAUCCUGAAUGCAACGCCAUCGGCAUGCCUAGCGAUAUAAGCCCCUCAAAGUUCGCGAAUGGACCUGUCGGCCCCUGCAUAACGGGUGUGAUCGACAUGCGAGACGAGCAAGUCGCCCAAAACGUCCUCGACGGAUAUGUCAUCGAAGAGGGUGUCGUACCGCAUGCCCUGUCACAACUAUUGGGAACUAUGCUAGCUGUCACUUCGGGCAAAGUAUUUCCAGAGCUCUCAGUGACAGACAUGCUGGGCCAUGCUGCGAGGCAGGCAGUCACCAAAGCGUUCGGUCCGUAUACCGGGGCGCUCCACCACACUCAGACAUAUCUCGUUAUGUCACAUGACGACGGACAGGGAGAUCUCACCCUUGAAAAUGACAACCUGAACGUCAUGUUUGCUGAUGUUGGCCGGGAGAAGCACAUCCAGAUUCUCAACGACACACUUGCGAAAGCGACUACGGAUGUUAAGGGCACCUAUGUGCCCGGACCGUUCUACACGCCUCUUUUUGACACCUCACUCGUCAGCGUCCAUCCUGUUGGUGGCGCCGUUAUGGGUGAUUCCGGCGAUGUGGGCGUUACAAACCAUAGGGGUCAAGUCUUCAAGGCCAAAGGAAGGGAAGUGCAUCCUGGGCUCUACGUCACCGAUGCAGCUGUGAUCCCCACUCCCCUGGGCGUCAACCCAUUCUUGACCAUCUCAGCACUUGCAGAACGUAUCGUUGAACUUGCAGCAGCCGAUGUGGGCGCAAAGAUCAACUUGUCCCCUGUAUUCACCCCAAUCAACUUCGAUCGGCCAAAACAUCACUUCAUCAGUCAUUGUGUGGGUGUCAAAGAUGGACGGCAGGUCGAAGGGGGCAUCAGCUUCAGUGAGGUGAUGGAGGGCUAUUUCUCAACUGUGAUCAAGGACGACAUAAGUCUGGCCGACUAUCAAAAUGCCGCAUCACAAGCAAAAUCAUCGGAUUCCAGGAUGCGAUUCAUGUUAUCUGUGAUUACCUACGAUAUGAAUGCGCUGAUUGAUCUGAACUGUGACGAGGCUGACAUCAUGGGCACCGUGUCCUGUCGCGCUUUGUCUGCACAUGCAAUGAGCGUUCUUUCCGGCCGUUUUCGACUGUUCACUGCAGAUCCAGUUCGCACAGAUACGCAAAACUUGGUCUACGAGCUUGACCUGGUGUCUGUCGAGAGCCGAACGUACACGCUGACGGGAUUCAAAGUUGUUGACAACAGCUCGAAGCUGAACCCUGCCAGGCUGUGGGAACAGACGACAACGCUAUACGUAAAGGUUGAGAGAACUUUCAAGGCCACUGGCUCUGGCGUAAACGGCGUCCUCACUGGCAGCACCCAGGCUACCCCCCAAAAACAUCUCGUCGGCCUCGGUGUGCUGACCAUGUCGAUAGCCGAUUUCACUAAGGAAUUGGCGUCCUUCAGGAGCUAUGGCAGCCAGGCUGGCCUUGGAUUCUGGGCAACUGUGGAUUUCACAAGUUAUUUUGCGAAAAAUCUCUUCGCCCACUUUGCCCCAAAUUUGUCCCAGUUACAGUACCCUGAAGAUGCCCACGAGUUCCAUGUGUAUCGCAAGACUCGUCCUGUCGAACAGUCUUGGAUGCUCUCGGUUCCGGCACAUGUACCGCCCCAAUCUGGCGAUCAAGAUAUCCAGAUUGAGCUUGUCCGUUGGAACGGUGGGGGGAAAGGACCUAUCCUCCUGAUACCAGGAGCUGCGGUGACCCAUCAUAUAUUCAGCACACAGAUGAUUGACGACAAUUUUGUCGACUGGAUUCUGGCGCGGGGCUAUGACGUCUUCGCACUCAACCAUCGCCUUUCUCCCAAUAUUCCGGCCAGUCACACGCAAUUUUCAGUCGAUGAUCUGCGCAUCGACGUCGCAUAUGCUAUCAAGCGCAUUCGUGAGCUUACAAGCGUCGAAAAAUUAAGUGUUAUCUCUCACUGUGUUGGGUCGGUGGCUCUGACGAUGGCCAUGCUGGACGGUCUUGCGGAAGGUGUCGGAGCCGCGUUGUGUUCGCAAGUCAGCAUGCAUCCCGUAGGAGGUUUUGUCAACAACAUCAAAUCCACUCUCCAUGCAUCUGAAAUAUGGCGGUAUGGUUUUGGAGAGAGCUUCUUCGACAGUAGAGCGAGUCGUACAGAAACACUGUUCGAUAGAGUGCUCGACCAAAUCCUUCGUUUCUAUCCCACCAUUCCCAAGGAAGUUUGCUCAAAUGCAAGCUGUCACCGACAGUCUUUCUUAUUUGGACGAUUGUGGUCUCAUGGCAAUUUGGACCCCAACCUGCACGCAAAUAUCGACAAGAUGGUCGGUGGUGCGACAAUGACCGCGAUGGCUCAGCUGUCAAUGAUGAGCCACAACAAAAAGAUAAGCAACCGGAAUGGAAAGAACGUCUACGUCACAGAGGAGAACAUCAAGGAGCGCUUCAACCUGCCGAUCACCUUCAUCCAUGGUGAAGAAAACGUUGUCUUUAUUCCUGAAGGGACGAAGAUGACGUAUGACCUGGUUCGAUCCAUCAAUCGACCGGAUUACUACGCUCGAUAUACAUUCCCCGAAAUGGGACAUCUUGAUACAUGGUUAGGACAGGGUUCGGCAAAGCAUGUUUUCCCAGUUGUCUUGAAUCAUCUGGAGGAGGCGGAGAUGAAGUACGGGGUUGGAUACGCGGGCACCAAGAGGUGAGGGGUCAUUUGAAAGAGAAACGCUAUUCGUAGUUAUCUUGAUUUCAUUCCAGAUUACAUAUGCUCCCCUGUAACUCGUGGUCACUAAUCAUGAAUACAUAUGAACACC
Molecule: messenger RNA, 4114 nt
Organism: Dacryopinax primogenitus
Lineage: Eukaryota; Fungi; Basidiomycota; Dacrymycetes; Dacrymycetales; Dacrymycetaceae
Product: FAD/NADP-binding domain-containing protein
Exons: 24
Coding region: 356-4006 (1216 amino acids)
Molecular function (GO): oxidoreductase activity, acting on CH-OH group of donors
Source: RefSeq, a predicted model, not a curated record